Molecule: messenger RNA, 834 nt
Organism: Phytophthora sojae
Lineage: Eukaryota; Oomycota; Peronosporomycetes; Peronosporales; Peronosporaceae
Exons: 1
Coding region: 1-834 (277 amino acids)
Source: RefSeq, a predicted model, not a curated record
AUGAAGACGUCCGAAGAACAGGGACUCUCGCUGUUUCCAGGGACCGAUUUCGUCACUUGCCCGCUUCACGCGAUAGCCGCGGCGAUAAUCACCCAGACGGCGCCGCCCGUCAGCUUGAUCGACAACUUACCUGACGUCCAAGUUGAAGCCGCGGUAGACCUCUCCCCAGCAACACCGCUGGUGGAUGUCCUAGACCAUCCAGAUGAGUUCGCCGCUCUUGGGAGCGCCCCCGCACCUGCCGACCUUGCGCCUGCUCCCGCUACACCUGCACGCAAGGACACCACACCGACGAUCUUCACGCACGGCAACCGCAUCCUGAACCGCAUUGCACACAGAGCUGGCGUAGUCGAUUUGCUCACGUCGCACUCGUUUCGGCGGGGUGGUGCGCAGCAUGUGAACGGCUGUCACGAUCUGACGCAUCGCUCGAUCUUCGACCGAGGCGCUUGGAACAUGAGCACGACGAACAAGGGCUUCAAUUACAUCCUCAACACGAGCAGGGAAGACCACAAGGUUAGCAAGGCUCUCAGCGGAUACAGCACGAAGGCAGCGGUAAAAACGCUGAACUUGAAGUCGUUUGAUGCAGAGACGCAGCAGAAGAUUUUCGAAGUCCAGAAGCUGUUGUUCGCGACCUGCUACAAGAUGGAAAGCUUAAAGUACAACAUCAGUCAGCAAGUGGCUGACGUUCUCACUGCGUACCUUGUCUUGCACUACCCCCAAAUGAAGGAGCUUCAAGCUGGAGGCGUUGCUGUUCAGCACAUCGAAGCUGCUGUCGUUAGCGCGGGGGCUUCGAUUGCUGAGCUAUUAUCUUGCGCCUUCUGGAAACAGAGAACCUAA